ACAGCAGAACUCUAUUAUUUAUUUUUAAAAACCACAAGAUUUCUAUCCAAAUAUUAAAAAUGUUCAAAAUAAAACAAUUAUUACCUUUGUGCUCUAAUUGCUUUAAAAAAACCAAAUUCAAUUUUCAAAGAUUUGCUUCGCAUCAAAAAGAACCUACCACAAACACAGAUUACGACGACGGCCCCAUUAAAUUCUCAACGAGUCGUGCCAUUGCCUACAAAGCUAAAACAACCAGGACAGGCAUAGAAGCAGUGAGACUAUGGUACGAGCCUUACGUGCUCAUAUUAAGCGUUGGAGUUUUUCUUUUGUAUUUUUGCAUUCUACGGGAAGAAAACGAUAUCGACAAGGAUUUAAGUAGAAAUUUGUAUAGUAGGAUUGAGGGUCUCGAAGAGCUCCAAUUAAGGGCUUCACUGAAGUAUAAUUUGACUAACGGAUUAGAUGUUAUUGAUAUAAGGAAUAGAUUAGAGGAGAUUGAGGAAGAAAAAUUGAAAGUUGCUACAUCAAAAUGAAUAAAUUGUAUUUAGUAAAAAAUGGUUAUUUUCAAUACCCACUUAAGCCUAGUUUAUUCAGCUUCUGAUGGAUAAAAACUUAAUCUCUAAUCCUAUUGGUUGGCCAGUUAUCCGUUAAUCAAUAACAGUAUAGAUUGGUGAAUUUAUCUUGUAGACAGUGACUUCAACAUAAGAUUAGGAAUCAAAGUUUCAACAAUAAAUAAAAAAAAAACCAAGUAAAAAGUUUUUCUAUUCAAAAUAUACCUACAAAGACAAAUUGAAUUCUACAUACAUAUUUUAUUUACAAUUUCAUUGAACAUACAUUUGUUGCAAAAAAGUAGCAUCUCGUUAAGCCUUCCGUAAAGCAAAAUAAUUAAAACACUCGAGCAAACUCACAGAAAAAAAAAAAAGUUAUUUACUUACAAAAGGCUAAACUAUUAUUUAUUCACAAUCUGUACAGGUACAGGUAAAUUUAUCACCUUUACCUUUUGACUACAGAUUGUGAAUAGGAUAUAGAUGCAAUUUUUUUUUUACAGUCAAAACAAAUUUAAAAUAAAAAUUUAACCCUAUAAUUAUCACAAUAAUUAAUUUAAAAAAAUAAGGUAUUAAUUAUUCUUCAAUAAAUCUUAUACUAAAUCUAGUGUGUAUGACAAUGCAAAUAGAAUUUUUUUGCACAUACAAAAUAUAAUCCAAUUAUUUACAAUAAACUAAUAGUAUCAUUUAACAAAAGCUUCGGGAGGCACAGCACCUCGACUUUGCAAAUUAUCAAAAGUUGCGCAUGCUCGCAUAAAGUCCCAGUCAUUUCCUUCCAAAC
Messenger RNA from Ceutorhynchus assimilis (cabbage seed weevil), 1302 nucleotides. The record is from the annotation of a GenBank genome assembly. NCBI's taxonomy places the organism in Eukaryota, Metazoa, Arthropoda, Insecta, Coleoptera, Curculionidae.